CUUAAAUGUUCUGUCACUCUAAUAAAUACCCAACGGUUCCAGCACUUAUGCUCCACAAAUCUCCAUCCACAUCUUGCAUAGCUUCUUCUUCAGAAUUCCUGCCUACCACCUGUUUGAUAAUUUGCCAAUGGCGAAUAGUGAUGUAAGGCUUCUCGGUGCAUCCGCAAGCCCCUACGUCAAUCGGGCCCAAAUCGCCCUCAACGUGAAGUCUAUCGACUAUGAGUUCAUUGCAGAAAAUUUAUUUGCCAAAAGCGAGCUCCUCCUUAAAUCAAACCCUGUGCACAAGAAAGUCCCAGUUCUAAUCCAUGGCGAUAAGCCCAUCUGUGAGUCCCUUGUCAUCGUCCAGUACAUCGAUGAGGUCUUUACUAAUGGCCCUUCGAUCCUCCCUUCUGAUCCCUACGAGCGUGCCACUGCUCGUUUCUGGGCAGCCUAUCUUGACGAUAAGUGGUUCCCAUUAAUUAAGGAGCUUAGGACGGCACAAGGAGAAGAGGCUAAGGCAUCAUUGAUAGAGAAAAUAGUUGAAGGGUUGGUGUUGUUAGAGGAAGUGUUUGUCAAAGGCGGUAAAGGGAAGGCUUUCUUUGGCGGUGACAGUAUUGGGUUCCUUGACCUUGCUCUGGGCUCUUUCCUGGGGUUGUUGAAGGUAGGAGAGAUAAUAGCUGAGGUGAAGCUGCUUACUGAAACCAAGACACCAGAGCUGUUGGGUUGGGCUGAAAGGUUUAGUUCAAAUGAUGUUGUGAAAGGUGUCAUACUAGAGCCCGAGAAGCUCAUAGAAAUUCUUAAGUCGUUUCAAGCAGCCAGGGCAAAAGCUGCAGCUUCAAAUUAACUUCAAUGGCGGAUCAAAAACAGAGUGCAAUAAUAAUAUGAUUUUGGGAGCCUACUUGUGGAAGAUGAUCUCUGUGUGUGUCUGAAUUUUCUGAGUCUAUUUCAUUGUUGUCGGUGGCCAUUAAACUUAGAUGUUGUUGUCCUCAUUAAUAGAGCGUGGCAUAUACCACAAACCUUAUCUUGUAUCUUGUAUCUUGUAUCUUGUAGCAUUGCAGCAUCUAUAUUAAUAAGAGAAUAGUUUUUGCAAUAAAAAAGGGAUCGAU
Molecule: messenger RNA, 1085 nt
Organism: Ilex paraguariensis (yerba mate)
Lineage: Eukaryota; Viridiplantae; Streptophyta; Magnoliopsida; Aquifoliales; Aquifoliaceae
Source: the annotation of a GenBank genome assembly